Molecule: messenger RNA, 6239 nt
Organism: Rhopalosiphum padi (bird cherry-oat aphid)
Lineage: Eukaryota; Metazoa; Arthropoda; Insecta; Hemiptera; Aphididae
Gene: Prestin
Product: prestin
Exons: 3
Coding region: 851-2857 (668 amino acids)
Biological process (GO): transmembrane transport
Cellular component (GO): membrane
Molecular function (GO): chloride transmembrane transporter activity; bicarbonate transmembrane transporter activity; sulfate transmembrane transporter activity
Source: RefSeq, a predicted model, not a curated record
UGACUACCUCGCCCAUUAUAUACCGAUGAUCCUACCCUGACAAUCGCUGUAUAUCACGCGGUUAACCGUUGGAGGUUUUAGCGUAGGCAAUAAUUUAUAAUUAGGUAGGCAUUAUAAUAAUAACGAACCGUAAAUUAUUGUAAUGGUAAUGAUAAUAUAAUUGCGAUUAUCCCGCCGACAAUUAUGUAGGUACGCGUUAAUGGUUAUCGGAUAGAACGAAAAAAAAAAAAACGUUUAAAAAAUCGGCACGACCCGCGCGUGUCCGCCGAAGCCCGAUCCCCCACCCCUGUCGCCGGGCUCGCGGAUGAGUCGCCCAGGCCCGCGGCCGUCCGCGCGCGUCCUCGACACCGCCGGACGUCGCCGGUUAAAUAAAGUGCGGCAAAACCGCCACGAAGUCCGUCACAACGAUCAAGUCUUCUGGCCGUAAUACGUCGCCAGUGCUGCGGGUCGGCUUCAAUUUGUGUCCGCGUGGUGUGUCUGCCGUUGUUUUUUUUUCGUUUCGUCUUCAUCAUAACAUAUUUUUUUCCGUCAACGUGUGAUAUAAUUAUUUUUCUAUAGUAGAAAAAACAAAAAAAAAAAAUCAAUAAAACCGUCACAGUUUAUAGUGUUUGACAUUUUUUUUUCGCUGUGUCGUACCUAUGCAAUAAGUGUCGUUUGCAAUAUUUUUAGUCGUGUGCGCGUGCGCGCGUGUGUGUUUGUGUGUGUUUUUUUAAACGCAUUGAAACUCGUGACGUAACGGUACAAAAUAUAAUAAUAUAUUAUUAUUUUAUUUAAAUCGCCAACGAACGAAAACAACAUCACUUGGCCCGUGUCUGUGAGAUAUAAAUAGGUAAUAAUCUACAGCCGAGUCAUGGGCAAAAUGAGCGGUUCAGUGGUCAUAAACGUGAAGCGGCCGGUAUACCAGCUGGACGACCUGCACGAUGGCAACCCGAACGUGGAGCUGGAGACGACGGUCAAGCGGAAAAAAGUGGCCAAGCUGAAUUGGUCGGACGUGAAAACGGUGGUGCCGGCAAUCGAUUGGCUGUUCACCAACUACAACUGGUCCGAAGAUUUCUUCAAGGACUUUGUGGCCGGGUUCACGGUGGCCGUGCUGAACAUACCGCAGGGCAUGGCGUACGCUAUGCUCGGCAACGUAGACCCGACCGUUGGACUCUACAUGGCCAUCAUGCCCGUCAUCGUUUACAGUCUGCUGGGCACGUCCAAGCACGUUUCGAUGGGAUCGUUCUCGGUCGUUUGCCUGAUGACCGGCAAAGUGGUAAGCACGUACGCCAACGCCAAUGCCAACAACGCCAAUUACAUCAACGCUAACGUGGACGCGGAUCCCACCGCUGGCACGUUCGCUGACCCGGCGGUAUCGCUGCAGCCGCACAACGCGGCCGCCGUGUACACGUCCAUCGAGGUGGCCACGGCCGUCACUCUGAUGGUCGGCCUCAUACAGAUACUCAUGUACGUGUUUCGGCUGGGCGUCGUGUGCACGAUACUGUCCGAGACACUGGUCAGCGGGUUCACGGCCGGCGCGGCUGUCCACGUGGUCACGUCCCAGAUGAAGGAGUUGUUGGGCGUCAAGAUCGAGAAUCACAACGGGCUGUUUCAAAUCGUUCUCACCUACUACGACAUCGCCAACCGGAUCCGGGACGUCAACUUCGCCACGAUCACCGUAUCCAUCAUCACCGUCGUCCUGCUGCUAUCCUACAAUAUGCACCUGAAAGCCUUCAUCAACAAGCGGCUGUUCAUGCCUGUGCCCAUCGAGCUCAUCACGAUCGUCAUUGGGACGGCGCUUUUUCAGUUCACCACGUUCUCGGAAGACUAUCAAAUCAAACUGAUAGGCGAAAUCGAGAGGGGCCUGCCCGAUUUCAAACCGCCGCCGGUGAACCUGCUGAUGAGCGUGAUCACCGAGAGCGUGAUAAUCGCGAUCGUCGCGUACUCGAUCACCAUGUCCAUGGCGCUGCUGUUCUCGGAGAAGCUCAAGUACACGAUCGACACGAACCAAGAGCUGCUGGCCCAGGGCGUGGGCAACGUGUUCGGUUCGUUCUUCUCGUGCCUGCCGUUCGCCGCGUCGCUGUCGCGCAGCGCCACCCAGCAGACGGUCGGCGGCCGCACCCAGAUGGCCAGCAUCGUGUCGGCCGGUCUGCUGGUGGCCGUCGUCCUGUGGAUCGGCCACCUGUUCCAGCCGCUGCCCAGGUGCGUGCUGGCCAGCAUCACGAUCGUGGCCCUCAAGGACAUACUGCUGCAGGUGCGGGACGUGGUGCGCGUGUGGCGGACGUCCAAGGCGGACGCGGCCAUAUGGAUAGCGACGUACUGCACAGUGGUGCUGGUCGAGAUCGACGUCGGGCUGCUGGCCGGCGUGGUCGUGUCGCUGUUCUUCGUGUUCAGCCGCGGGAUCGGCACCGGCAUCGUGGUGCUGGGCCGCAUACCGGACACCGACCUGUACGUGGACAUGGACAGGUACCGGCGGGCGGUCGAGGUGCCCCGCGUCCGCAUCAUCCACUACUCCGGCAGUCUGAACGUGACCAACCGGAACGCGUUCCGCGACAAGGUGCACGGCGCGCUCAGCCGGUACGACGGGCAGCUGGCCCCCAUCACCAUAUCGAUAAACAGCGGCAAGGAGACAGUGGUCCGGGCCCAGUGCGUCGUGUUCGACCUGUCCGGCAUGCACUACGUGGACAGCUCGGGGCUGACCAUGUUCGCGCGGCUGGUCGACCAGCUCAACGAGGCCGGCCUGCUCGUGUACGUGGCCGCCGUGUCCGGUAACGUGUACGACAACAUGCGGGCCAAGCAACUGGGCACAGUGCAGUUCUUCCCGACCGUCCACGACGCCGUCGAGUUCUACAACAACCUGGAAGAGUUGAGAGCGUGAUCGCGUCCGCGCGCCGCACCGGUCCUCCCGCCGAGCUAGCGCCCCGAAAAACGAAUCGUUUCUACCAUUCCGGUCUGUGUCUGUACACGUAUAAUACUUAUUAUAUAAACGUUCGUCGGCGUCGUGUGACCGAUGGAAAAACGACCAAAAAAUUAUUUAAAAAAAAAAUUCCAAUCGAUCGUAUACACGUUGGCGCGAAUAAAAUAAAUCUCAAAAACCGUGUCCGGUAAACAGCCAGGUAAAACCACGCCCGUCUUAUCAAUAAUAAUAUAUUAUCAUAAACAUCACGUUAUCUUAGAUUUAGGUGCGCGUUAGAUUUCGGUCGGGACUCGAGCGCAGUUGUAUAAUAUUUAGAUUCCUUUCCCUCCCGAUCGUCGUAUGCGUCGUACGUUUCGACAGACCGGCUGGACAAAAUGUCGGAUAACCGCAGUAGUUCCUAUGGUAUAUAGAGCGAGUUUUAAUAUAUACGUAAAUAGUACACCUUUAAAAUGUCAUUUUAAAUUAAUAAAUCGAUGAAAAUACAAAGUUGACGUGUUCGAUGAUUUCAUCAUCGUGUGUUAUAAUACCCAUUACAUAAAUUAAAAUAUAAUAAUAUUUAUACGAUCGAUUCGAUCAGUGUACAAACGAUGAUCUCCAGAGAAAAUUAGGCAAUUGUAUAUAUUAUUAUAAUAGAUAGUCCGAUCGUCGGUUAACGACUUUCAAGGACGAUCUGUUUGAAAUUUCAAAUGUGAUUUUAAAUCGUCGAAAUAAUUAUCGGUUUGGUUGGUCAGACAUAAUAUUAUAUUGUUAUCGUCUUGGUUACGGCGCGAUCUGACACUGUCCUAUGGAUUUUUUAGUCAACACUUCAAUACCCCACCUUAAUCACUAGUAUCUAAAUUGAAUAUAUAUUAUAUAUAUGGAUGGUUUCAAGAUUUGAUUUUCUUGCUUGAAAAAUGCUGUGCAUUUUAUUUGUUUCGAUGUUAAGAACUUUUUUUGUAUUUUGCACCAUCCUGUCUAGUAUUAUAAUAUUAUACGUCCGCCAGUGUUUAGAAUCCUCGUGAAUUUGUUUCUAGAUAAAUUAAUUUACCGUGAAAUACAGUCAAAGUUUUAGUCUCUAUAGCGUUGUUUUCGUGAUAUAACUUUUUUUUUAAUAAAAAGAAAUAGCGAGGUACCUACAAUGAAAUAAUAUAACAAUAGUCAUAAUAAUUGAUAUUAAUUACCAUCGUCAAAAUGUCAAAUAAUAUCAUCCUUUUUAGUCUUAGGUAUUUUAUAUUACAUAACGUGCGUUUUUCAUAUUUAUACAUAUAUUUUUUUUUUAUUCAUUUCGCCCAAGUUAAGGUGACAAUCACGAGUCAGUAUUUGAUACAUCGGCCGUUUAAUAAACAGUUAAUUAUUACAUCUAAUUAUUUUAGUAUAUUUCGUGUUGGUCCCAUGUUCUAUGGGAAUUCUAUGUGUAUAGGCAUUGUGAAACAUCCGUAAAACCACUAAUCAUCUCCUCGACAAUAAACCGCGGGCUACCGCAGCGUGAAGUAUAGUGCAUACCUCAGUUAUCUAUACUUACUGCACGUGUAACACUUUGCUGUGUUUGUAAUAAAUGUGUUGAUUUAAUCCUAAUAAAUGACGAUGGCGUACCAUUAUUACUCAUUCUCAGCGAGUUAUUGUCGUCGAGUGUAACGAAACCUUUUAAUUGGAAACCGAUCGGAACUUAAAAACCGCGGGUUUGUGUUUAACGGAUUUCUGUAUGGCGUGAUUGACUUUUUAACAUCAUUUUUACACAGCCGGUCUUAAUACUUUUCAAAAUAAUAAAAAUCAAAACAAUAUUCAGUGUGAUCUUAGAAAAAUUUAAAACACUUGUUAAAAAUAAUACAUCAAAAUCUAUACACCCAUACAUCUCUACCUGCAAUACCAUGGAGUAUUGGUGAUAGUAAAACAUAUUAUAUUAACUUUUUCGUGAGAAAAUAUAGUAAUUAAUCGUUCGAAUUUAAUUAUAGUGUGAUAUAACAAUAUAAUAUUUAUAUUAUACAAACCUAUUUACGUUAUUUUUGAUAAACAUAUUAAUAAAAUAUUAAAAUGUUCUUAAAUACUAUAUUUAACGUAUAUAUUAUGUGUAAAGAACAUCAUAUUAAUAAUAAUUGUUAUUUAUUACACAAUUGAAACAAAAUAAUGUUCGUUGUCGUUUCGUGCUAUUUUAUUACUCAUGCUAUAUAUUUUUUAUUUUCUUCCACUCAAUAUCAUUAUGAUGUAUUUAUUUUUUUUCGAUACAUCGCGAAGUUUAAACACAGGUGGGGGACAUUGUUUUACUAUUCUCGUGUUAUAUUAUAUAAUUAUGAAUGAUAUAAUAUAGUUAUUAAUGUAUUGUACGAGGUUACCAAUUUUUUCCAGAUGAUAAGUCGAUGGACUAAAUAUUUUUCCAUUAGAUUAGUUGUGGUUAUAUUAAUUUAAAUGGCAAUAAAUUAUUACUACGCUGUAUAUAUUAUACAUAUAGGUACUUAUAAUUUACUAUGUAUUAUACUUUUAUACUUUGUUGGUUUUCUAAUCAUUCCAUUGUGAUUUAGUAUUUAUCGUUAUUUUUAUCGUGUAUUUUAUAAAUGUUAUAUUAUUUUAUAAUACAAAUAUUACGUAGGUAUAUUAUGAUAUUAUAUAUAAAUAUUUUUAUAUUAUGUUAUGGUCCGUUCAAACAGGGUUAGCUGCAUAGUUAUGCACGUGCAUUGUUUUAUUACGACGUUUUAAUAUGAAGAUUUGGAUAAUUAAGGCAGUUUACGUAUAUACCGACAUUAUGUUAAUAUUAUAAUACUGUACAUAUUUAACUUUUUUUAUUUUCCAAAAUUGUUUUUAAUUAUAAUAAUAAUACGUCUUGUCGGUGACUAAAUGUUCUUGUCCGUCAAUAUAAUAUAUUGUAAUCAUAAUAUUAUUAUUAUGAAGUUUAGUUUUUUUUUUAUAUAUAUUAUAUAUUGUUUUUUUCGUUAAACAAACCAAAGUUACCAUCAAAACGAUUUACCAUCGUAUAUGUAAUUAGAUAGAUGCACGAUGCGUUAUUGUGUAAUUAGUUUUCUGUAUUGUAUAAUUGAUGUUCGAUGUUACAACGCGUUUGCUUGUUACAUUUAACGCCCGCGUAUAAUGCUGUUGUAUAUUGACAACAGAAUACGAGCAUAAAGUCUGUGUUAGUAUUUCGUCCUAGUCUCUAGAUCAAAAUUAUUGUUUAAAUGUUUUAUUACCAAACAUAUUUUAUACUAUGUUAUUAAAUUCAAUAGCGUGUACUUAAUACUUAUCAUAUAAUAUAUUAUUAUAUUUAAAAAAAAUGUUUGUACUUUUUUUGCUACCAAUUAUUAUUAUAUUAUAUACAUACCUAUAUAUAAUAAUAUACUAUACGUCUUAACAAAUAAAAUAAUAUACCUAUGUUUAA